Messenger RNA from Phyllostomus discolor (pale spear-nosed bat), 5000 nucleotides. It is a transcript of the gene ITIH6, whose product is annotated as inter-alpha-trypsin inhibitor heavy chain family member 6. Bases 202 to 4173 code for a protein of 1323 amino acids. Gene Ontology annotation, biological process: hyaluronan metabolic process. The record is from RefSeq and is a predicted model, not a curated record. The transcript is spliced from 13 exons. Lineage: Eukaryota; Metazoa; Chordata; Mammalia; Chiroptera; Phyllostomidae. Gene Ontology annotation, molecular function: serine-type endopeptidase inhibitor activity.
UCUCCAGGCAAGAUGCCAGCCCCAGCUCUUAGACAAUCCUGGCUUGUGUGGGCCUCAAUGCUACAUUCAGAGACUUCCCCACCCUUCAGGAUAGUCCCUCCCUCUCAAGAGAAGGGAUACCUGGAGGUUUAAAAGAGCAAGAGUCUGGGGAUUGGGUUCAGACCUUCUGGACAUGAACAACCGACCCAGGCCAGGGGUAUCAUGUCUGGGUUGAGGUGCCUCAUCUGUGUCAGCUCUUUUCUGACUAUUCUCCUUGAACUGACAUACCAGGGACCUCCUGCCCCCCCCUCAUCAAGCACAAAGCUGUUGAUGACAAGUUAUUCCUUGCAUUCUACUGUGGUUUCUCGCUAUGCCCACACCUUGGUCACCUCUGUCCUGUUCAAUCCACAUGCUGAGGCCCAUGAAGCCAUCUUUGACCUGGACCUGCCUCGUCUCGCCUUUAUCUCCAACUUUACUAUGACAAUUGACAAUAAAGUCUACAUUGCAGAAGUCAGAGAAAAGCGCCAGGCAAAGAAAAUCUAUGAGGAAGCCCAUCAGCAGGGAAAGACAGCUGCUCAUGUAGGCAUCAGGGACCGGGAAUCAGAAAAGUUCCGCAUCUCCACCAGCCUAGCACCAGGCAAAGAGGUGACAUUUUCCCUGGCCUAUGAGGAACUGCUGCAACGGCACAAGGGCCAGUACCAGCUGGUGGUGAGCCUGAGGCCUGGCCAAUUGGUGACAAGGCUAAAUAUAGAGGUCACAGUGUCAGAAAGGACGGGCAUUGGCUAUGUUCACGUACCACCACUGAGGACCAGCCGCCUGCGCACCAACACCCACACAAGAGAGGCUGACUCGCCCCCAUCGACCAGAAUCGAGAGGGGAGAGACCUGUGUCCGAGUCACCUUCUGCCCGACACUGCAAGACCAGUCUACCUUCUCCAGCUCGGGUAUCAUGGCCGACUUUGUGGUCCAGUACGAUGUCGUCAUGGAGGACAUCAUUGGCGACGUGCAGAUUUACGACGGCUAUUUUAUUCAUUACUUUGCCCCCAGAGGCCUUCCACCUGUUGAGAAAAACGUGGUGUUUGUUAUUGACGUGAGCGGCUCCAUGUUUGGUACCAAGAUGAAGCAGACUAAAAAGGCCAUGAAUGUGAUACUUGGUGACCUGCAGGCCAACGACUACUUCAACAUCAUCUCCUUUUCUGACUCGGUUAGUGUCUGGAAAGCUGGAGGCUCCAUCCAGGCCACCACGCAGAAUGUACACAGUGCCAAGGACUACCUGGGCCACAUGGAAGCUGAUGGUUGGACUGACAUCAACACAGCUCUGCUGGCAGCUGCUUCAGUGCUGAACCAUAGCAACCAGGACCCUGGGAGGGGCUCCAGUGUGGGGAGGAUACCCCUCAUCAUCUUCCUGACAGAUGGGGAGCCCACAGCCGGUGUGACGACUCCAAGCGUGAUCCUCUCCAAUGUCCGUCAGGCACUGGACAACAAGGUGUCCCUUUUCAGCUUGGCCUUUGGGGAUGAUGCUGACUUCCCACUGCUACGUCGCCUGUCCCUGGAGAACCGAGGAGCAGCCCGGCGCAUAUAUGAGGACACCGAUGCAGACCUACAGCUGGAGGGCCUCUAUGAGGAGAUCUCCAUGCCUCUACUGGCAGAUGUGCGUCUGGACUACCUGGGUGGCUUUAUUGGGGCCUCCCCUUGGGCCCUUUUCCCCAACUACUUUGGUGGCUCAGAGCUGGUGGUGGCAGGCUUGGUACAGCCAGGUCAGCAAGAACUGGGCAUCCACCUGGAAGCCCGUGGCCCCAAAGGUCAGCUUCUUGUGGCCCGUCACAGUGAAGUAGCCAAGAAUAGCAACCCAAAGGCCUUUGGUUGCCCAGGUGACCCAGCCCCCAAUAUAGCCCACUUCAUCCGUCGCCUCUGGGCCUACAUCACCAUUGGAGAACUCCUGGAGGCCCGCUUCCGCACCCAUGAUACCAGCACGCGCCACUUGUUGGCCGCCAAAGUCCUCAACCUGUCUCUUGAAUACAACUUUGUAACACCUCUGACUUCACUGGUCAUGGUGCAGCCCAAGGAUGCCAGUGAGGAGGCCAAGAGACAGACUUCCACCACAGCUGGACCAGGCAGCAUCACACCUUCAUCCACCACCAGGCAUGGCCUAGGGACAAGCACAGCCAAGCCAACCUUGGUGCUCAAGGUCUCUCCCAAAUCAAGGCUUGUGAACCCAGAGUUCUACUUAUCCUCAACUACUCCUGCCUCUACAAAGAAGAUGGCCAGUUCCAAGGAGGUGGAACCACUAGGUCAUAUCCCUAGUACCCUAUCCAUGCCAGCACAUCCAAGGCCCAAAAUUCCAGCACAACACGAUUCUGGCACCUUGACUCAGCCAACUCUCAGGAUAAAACCUGCUGUCCUUGUUCCCUCAAAUUCUGGUGACUCAUUGCUUCUGAAGCCCCGUACUCCAUCACACCAGAAUCCUGUGUCCCUAUUACCCAUUUAUGAGACACAAGUUCCACCUCUGAAUCCUGGAACUCCAUCCCAGCCCAAAGUUGGCACUAUAAAACAUGUCACUCUACUGCAUUCCAAACUUGGUGCUCCAUCACAACCUAAACUGGAUGCUACAUCACACCCACAGCCUGGGGUAUUCACAUCACAGCCACCCAAAAAUCUGCCAUGGCCCAGGCCUAGAGUCUCCACACUUCAGAUCCCCAAACACCUGCCACACACCAGAGUAAGGGUUCCUACUCCCAAAACACCAAACAACCUGUCACACCCUAGACCUGGGAUCCUCUUACCCAAGACCCCUAAAUUCCUAUCACCUCUUAAACCUAUUGUCCCGCCUCACCCAACUUCUCCAAGCUUAUCACUUUCUAAAGCUAAGACACCACUCCUCACUAAAUCCAAAACCCCAUUACCCUCCAGACCCACCAGACCCAGACCCCCACCUCCUCAGAGCCUCAGCACAGUCCCAAACACAAUCUCAAAUCCCACAAUUUCCAGCAGUAACAUGACCUCUGUCCUUGGAGAGCCCCUUCCUACUCCCUUUCAUCCCACCCUACCCUCUCUGCUGCCCCCUGGAAGGUUCUGGCAUCAGUAUGACCUAUUCUCAGGGCCCCAGAGCACAAGGGAAAUUCUGAGACCAUCUGUGUCAGGAGUACCAACAAUGGGUCUACCCAACAGCUCCAGGCCUUUGCCAGAAGUCAUCCCCCCAAACCUGCCAGUCUUGUUACCUUCUAGCACCCUCCCUGAGGCAGGCAGCCUUCUCAUUCUUCCUGAGGAACUAGAGCUGCUGUCUGAGUCAAUGAUGGAGUCCAAGUUUGCGGAGUCCUUAAACCCACCAGCUUUUUAUACUUUCCCCACUCCUGAUGAAAAUGGAAAUCCACAUUGGGAAGGUAAUUCUGAAGAGAUCCUGGGAGGAGCUGGAAGCAUCAUGGAAUCUCAGGGAAGUUCUACAGGGCUAGCAAAAGGCAUAUUACCAAGCAUCUUUACCUUUUCAUCCUCAGUGGAUGGUGACCCCCACUUUGUGAUCCACAUCCCCCACUCAGAAGAGAGAAUCUGCUUCACAGUGGAUGGGCGCCCAGGAGAUCUGCUACAGCUCAUAGAUGACCCCAAAGCAGGGCUUCAUGUGCAUGGACAGCUGCUUGGGGCACCACCAAGGCCAGGCCACAAGGACCAGAUCCGCACCUAUUUCCAGAUCAUCACAGUCACCACAGAUAAACCCUGGGCCUACACUGUCAACAUCACCCACAGUUCCAUAUCCGUGCGAGGCGAGGGUACCUUGUUUCUGUCCUGGGACCAACCUGCCCUACUGAGAAGGAGCCACAUGGAGCUCCAUGUGGCUGCUGCAGCCCACCUCACCCUCCGUUUUGGACCCCACCUCGAGUUCCUAGUCCUCCGACACCGCUACAGGCACCCCAGUGCCCUGCAACUACCCCACCUUGGCUUCUAUGUGGUCAAUGGCUUUGGCCUUAGUCCCUUGGCCCAUGGCCUGCUGGGGCAGUUCCAGCAUGCAGACAUCCAGCGGGUGGCAGGGUCUGCAGGGCCAUGCUUGCGGAGACGCCAAGGCCCAGAUGUGCCUGUGAUUCUAGGCAAGAAGCUGCUAAAGGACUCACCAAGGCUGCGGCCCCGCUGGGCUUCCUGCUGGCUGGUGAAUCGCUCUCAUGUACACAAGCUUCUGGGCCACCCCUACCUUGCCUAUGUCCUCUGAUGACCCCUGAACUCUAGAGCCAGGAGACCUGAGUUUAGGAAACCCAGAGGCCAGGGCCUCUUUGUUCCUGGAAUGAGCCAGGAACAGACUGAGAAAAAUGAAGACACAUGCAGGGAAACACAGACUCACUCACACACUAAGUGACACGUAUACAAGGACAUACAAACACACACAGACAUGCAUACUUUUGUACCCAGAGACUUAGGGACUCCUUCUUCCUCACAAUUCUUCCUGUGUCCAGUCUCUACUCUCUUUAAUCCAUACUCUAUACCAGCUUUAGAGGUAACUUUCUUAAAACAAAAAGCUGACCAAGCCUAUGGCCCUACUCACAACCUGCUCUGGCUCCCAUAGCAUAUUUAAGGCUCUUAGAAUUCCCCUAACAAGCCAUGAUCUCUCCCACCACUGGGCCUUUGCAUGUGUUUUUCCUUCUGCACAAGACUCCAUUCCUUAGCUUCAUGUAGGUAGAUUGUAUACAUCUUUCAAGUCUUAGUUGUCAUCUUCUCUAGAAGGAUUUCCUUGAGCCCUCUCCUUGAUUGAGUUCAGUCCCCAUCUGUGUUCCCAUAGCUCAACCCAUUCCAUCCAAGCUCACAGUGUUUAUCAUACUAUAUAGUAAUUAUCUGUUUACUUAUCUAGAUCCCUGACUUAGACUGUGAACUGUUUAAGGGCAAGGACAUUUUCUAAAUCAUCUCUGUAUCCUCAGUGCCUGGUAUAAUAGGUGCUUAGUAAAUAUUUGCUGAAUGAAUAAAUGAAUGAACAAAAAAAGAACCAAUGGCACAGAAGUGAACACACACAUGUACAUACAACCAGAGUCACAGGAUCACACAAAG